UGUGAGACAGUGCAUCCUGGACUGAGCUUCUGCAACAGCUGUAGUUUCUUCAAGUGCAGCUUCUCCCACCUCAGUAAGAGAAAUGGCUAAGUGUAAUCCGUGGCUGCUGUGCUGUUUUGUCGUGGUGUGUUUAACCUGCGUGGUUUCGCUCGUGUGCGUGUGGGUCGCCUCACUUGAAGGUGGACGAUGUUCCAGCGGCAGCUUCAGGCGCGCGGCUGUGUCUGCAGACUCCCAUCGUUGCUCAGACAUCGGCAGGAUCAUGCUCCAGCAGGGAGGAUCAGCAGUAGAUGGCGCCAUUGCAGCUCUUCUGUGCACGUCCGUGGUCAAUCCUCAGAGCAUGGGGAUUGGUGGAGGGUCUAUAGUAACCAUACGAAAUAAAACAGGCGGCGUUCAAGUGUACAACUUCAGAGAGACGGUGCCACGGUCGUUCAAACCAAAUCUGUUAAACGACUGUUUCAAAGACGCCAGGAUUAACAUAGGCAGCCAGUGGAUCGGCGUUCCCGGGGAACUGCGUGGCUAUGAAGCCAUUCACAAACGGUAUGGGAAGCUGCCUUGGGCUAAGCUGUUUGAGCCAACCGUCAAACUGGCCAGAGCGGGCUUACCUGUGUCGGAGCUGUAUCUGGCACGGCUCCUGAAUCAUCCGCUAGUGAAAGGCCUUGUGGAAAAUUCCCCUCUCUGUUCUUUGCAAAUUUUGUGCAAGAAUAACACUGUUCUGAGCAAAGGAGACAUCCUGAAGUUUACCAAACUUGCUGAUACCAUGGAAACCAUUGCAGAGUGGGGGGCAGAUGCCUUCUACAUGGGCAAGAUAGGACAAGACUUGAUCCAAGACAUAGAAGCUGCAGGUGGGACGUUGAAAAUGGAGGAUCUGAAGUCAUACCAGGUGCGAGAGCAGGAUGCUUGGACAGUCCCUUUAGGGGAUUUUCAAAUGCACCUCCCGCCACCGCCUGCUGGAGGCGCCCUGCUCGGCUUCAUUCUCAAACUGAUGAAAGAGUUUUCCUUGACCCCGAACUCUCUGGACGGCGACCACAAGAUUCAGAUGUACCAUCAUUUCAUAGAGGCACUCAAAUUUGCAAAUGGACAAAAAAGAACGAUAAGGGAUUCUUUCCUACGUAAAGGACAGAGUGCGCAUCAUUUGAUUGAUUCCUCCUUCAUCAGUCGCAUCAAAAAGAUGAUUUCUUCAAACCGCACCCAUGACAACCACUACUACAACGUCACGCCUUCCUCCGAUCACGUGGGGACGACACACGUGUCAGUCCUGGAUGAGGAUGGACUGGCAGUCUCUGCCACCAGCACCAUAAACCAAGUAUUUGGAGGAGCCAUGUAUUCCCCAAAGACGGGCAUCAUCCUCAACAAUGAACUGUCGGACUUUUGUGGCAGAGCAGACACAGUGAGUACAGGGGAGCAGCCUCCCUCCUCAAUGACUCCUGUGAUACUGGAGUCAAAGUCUGGAGAACUCUUUGUGAUAGGUGGAUCAGGAGGAAGUUUGAUCCCCACUGCAGUGGCCUCGUCCAUAAUACAUCACUUGUGGCUGGGGAGGAAUCUGAAAGAUGCCAUCGCUGCGCCGAUAGUGUUCGUUGAUUCAAAGAACAAUGUGAAUUUUGAGCCUGGUUUUGACGAGUCUGUGAAAAAUGGCCUCUUAGGUUUGGGACACAAAGAAGGAGACUGGAAAUUCUUCUUAAACGUCGUCAGUGCUGUGAAAAAAGAGAAAGGCUGCAUCGUGGCUGAGUCGGACAAAAGGAAGAUGGGCGUGGCCUCUGGAUACUGACCACACAGACUACAGUGAUGCAACACAUUUCUUUUAAAAAUCUGCCUGUAGGACUUACCCAAACAUUUGCCUUAGAAUAAUGAAUGUGCCACAUCCCUGACAACAAAAUGUGAGUCAUUUGGAGAUCUAGUUUGGUUUUAGUUUUUCCUGAUAGAAUACAACAUUCACUUCUUAAACAACCUUUACACUUGAUGUAAACUCCAUGACUUCUGCUCACCAACAAGAUCAUCCCUAACACUUUACUUUGUGUAGUUUUCAUCCACUCCCGGUCCAGGCUGUGUGGAGUUUGCAUGUUCUCCGGUUUCCUCCCACAUGUCCAAAAACAUGCAGAGGUUCAUUGAACUUUAUAAAUUGAGCCACCUGUCCCGCGUCUUUUGCCCUAUGUCAGCUGGGAUUGGCACCAGCAGCUCCGCGAGCCCUCAUGUGGAGGAUAAAGCAGUAGACGAUUAAUUGAUGGAUGAAUGAAAACUCCCAGGAAAAAGGGAAAGAAAAUGUGGAUAAGCGGUGCUACUUUUCCAGUCAGUUGCCAUGAUGGAACUAAAGCAGCAUUGGUCAAAUUAAAAGGAGAAAAGUGCUAAAAGUCUCAUCAUCAGACCACAUAUAGAUGUGAUGUUCCUCAUCACAGCUUCACGUUCUAUAAUUCUUCUGUUUCUUUUGUUUUUCUCAAGCGAUAGAAAUAUAUAUUUCUUUCAUGGUAUUUGGAAUAGUUUGAAAAAGUUCAUUGACACUUUAGCCUCAACGCCUCGGUGUUUCUCGCCGAAUGGAGCUUAUUCAAUUUUCAUGAUGCUCACAGGAACUUUGUCUAUGUUGCCUUUGUUUCUUUUUCCACUCCCUACAUCAUGGUUAUUCUUACAAGUUAUCAAACAUCUUGAGGGAAUAGUUCAGGUUUUUAUAAAGUACUGACACAUAGUCAGUGUGUGUGUGUGUGUGUCGGUAAUCACCUUGAAAUAUGAACUCUUUCCCACUCAAAACCUGGUCGCCAGCAGAGACACAAGAGAAAACUGAUUUUAGCCACUCAACUAAAAGCUAACCUAAGUAAAUGAUGUGCUCUGCUUAAGUCCAAAAUAUUUUUUUAAGAGAAUGCUCACCACUUUUCUGUCAGACAGGCUUUUUUUUAUAAACUGAAAACUGAAGUUUGUUUGUUUGUAAACCAACUGCAUACCGAAGUCCAUAGAGAAAAGCAGCUAUUUAAAAUCAUGGCACACUGCUGGUUUCACCAGUAAGUUUAAAUGUGUUAUGUUGUGACUUUGGCAUUUGAAAUACUUUGUACAGAUUUGCUUAAGUGACACAAACUAUGAAAAUGAAGCAGCAGCUCCCAUGAUUUUCUCUAUGGACUUUGAUGCAGGAAAAAAUAGUGGCUCACAAACUUCAGUUUCCAAUUGGAAAAGGCUGCGUGUGUAACUUUAAGGUAAAACAAUCUUCUUAAGAUAUCCUAGAUUUAUGCAGGCAAGGAUUUUAUGAGUUAAGUCUAUUUUGGAAAUCACUAAAAUCGUAUUUCCCUUGUGUCCCUGCUGGUAGUGUCGGUGUUCUCAGUGUGACUCUGCCUCUUACAAAUCUUAAACUAUGACUUAAAUUAAACCUGCUGCUGAGAUAAUGCUUUAAUAUAGCCUAGGAUUACAUGUUCCUAACUCUUCCUGUGACUUUCCUGAGGUAAACCUUUUACUGUGACCUUCUCUCUAAACGUGCGACAGCUUUUAUUGAUCUUCUACAGCAAAUUUCGUAUCUUCCUUUAAAGAUUAAGAAAAGUUGUCAGUCAGUAUUUUUUUAUAUAUUUUUUUGCACUGUGAAUAUGUAAUUUGACAUUCUGUCUCCUUUUAUAUGUCAACACAUUUUGUUAAAUAUUUUUUUAAAGGCUCAACUGCAUAUUUGUAUGUCGCCACAAUUAAACCAAAGUCCAAAAACGAAA
Solea solea (common sole) is the source of this 3671-nucleotide messenger RNA. RefSeq names its product glutathione hydrolase 5 proenzyme-like. Gene Ontology annotation, molecular function: leukotriene-C(4) hydrolase activity; glutathione gamma-glutamate hydrolase. Gene Ontology annotation, biological process: glutathione catabolic process; inflammatory response; leukotriene D4 biosynthetic process. The coding region runs from base 83 to 1765 and encodes 560 amino acids. Gene Ontology annotation, cellular component: plasma membrane. NCBI's taxonomy places the organism in Eukaryota, Metazoa, Chordata, Actinopteri, Pleuronectiformes, Soleidae. The record is from RefSeq and is a predicted model, not a curated record. The transcript is spliced from 12 exons.